AUGUCAACCGACUCCAAAGAUGUGGAUACUCCUAUGGGCAAAGCGCAGAGGGAGGCAUAUGACAAUUGCGAGGAUAAGGCCCUGAAGGGCACGUUGUCCAGCGAUACGUUUAUCUAUUUUCGCUGGGAUCAUGAUCAUUAUUUUACUGAGAAUUGUGGAACUACGUGGGCAAGUCAUGCGGUGCUGAAGUGCGAUACAAUCUACUAUAAAUCGUGA
Penicillium daleae is the source of this 216-nucleotide messenger RNA. RefSeq lists its product as uncharacterized. The transcript has a single exon. The coding region runs from base 1 to 216 and encodes 71 amino acids. The record is from RefSeq and is a predicted model, not a curated record. Lineage: Eukaryota; Fungi; Ascomycota; Eurotiomycetes; Eurotiales; Aspergillaceae.